This is a messenger RNA of Equus caballus (horse), 806 nucleotides long. Its product is annotated as C-type lectin domain family 2 member D. Gene Ontology annotation, cellular component: external side of plasma membrane. The record is from RefSeq and is a predicted model, not a curated record. Lineage: Eukaryota; Metazoa; Chordata; Mammalia; Perissodactyla; Equidae.
UAGCAUUGCUGAAAUCCAAGAAGAAAGGUACUUGACUCAGAGUUUAAGGCAUUACUAACUCCUUCUUCAGCUCAUCUAUUACUUAAAGCAUUAGAUACAAUCUCAGCUUUGCCAUUUGCUAUGUCAUGUACACAACAACUUUCAUCAUCGUACUCUUCAUUUGAAAAAUGAGGAUAACACAGUUAGUAUUUCACAAGACUACUGGGAAAUGUAUUAGAAAGUAUUUGGUAAUAUAUAAAGGAAAAUAUAAAAGUAAGUUGUUUUUAUUUUCAGUAUCUAGAAGUACAUUCCAUGAAAAGCCAUCUGAAUGUCAAGCUGAUUGCCCAGAAAACUGGAUUGGUUUCCAAAGAAAUUGUUUCCAUUUCUCUGAUGACACAAAGAAUUGGACUUUCAGUCAGAGGUUUUGUGACUUACAAGGUGCUGAUCUUGUUCAGGUUGAAACUCUCCAGGAAUUGGGUUUUCUACUGAGGUAUAAAGGCCCCUCUGACCACUGGAUAGGGUUGAGCAGAGAACAAGGCCAAUCUUGGAAAUGGAUAAAUGGCAGUGAAUGGAUCCGAUGCUCUCCUAUCACAGGAGGAGGGGAGUGUGCCUAUCUGAAUGACAAAGGUGCCAGCAGUGCUAGGCGCUACACGGAGAGGAAGUGGAUUUGCUCUAAACCUGACACAUAUACCCAGAUGAGGAGGGAAAGUCUUAACUGAUGUAUAUGUACAUAAUAAAAAUAUAUAAGAAGGAGAGGAAACAGGAAGAACCACAAGACAAGAUUCCUUCCAUGUCUACUCCUUCUGCUUCCUUGCCUGGACCAUUUG